This is a messenger RNA of Cyprinodon variegatus (sheepshead minnow), 3096 nucleotides long. RefSeq names its product GRB2 associated regulator of MAPK1 subtype 1 (gene garem1). Bases 217 to 2820 code for a protein of 867 amino acids. The transcript is spliced from 6 exons. The record is from RefSeq and is a predicted model, not a curated record. Gene Ontology annotation, biological process: cellular response to epidermal growth factor stimulus; epidermal growth factor receptor signaling pathway. Gene Ontology annotation, molecular function: proline-rich region binding. NCBI's taxonomy places the organism in Eukaryota, Metazoa, Chordata, Actinopteri, Cyprinodontiformes, Cyprinodontidae.
GUCAGCUAAACAAACAUGGCUCUGCUACUUUUUCGGACAACGGACCUUUAUGAUACGUAGGCAAACAGAAAAAAGGGAAAACAUGCAACAGAUAAAACGCGAAAUGUUAGUUGUUAUAUGACACUAUAUCGUAAGAAAGGCGGUAUAUUUGCUUUGUUUUUCCCACAGAGCCUCUCCGUAGCCGUGUUUACAUGCAGCUAGCUCCACAGUUGGCUAAUGGAAGCUAGCUGUAGCAAAAUGGACCUUGGAACAAUGUUGUACAACAAUCUAAAAGAUGUUACAUGGAGCACCACAUCCUUACCUUUAGACCAGCUGGUCAGUGCAUAUAAGCUGCCACAGAUUGUCAGGCUGGAUAACGGUCAGUUGGUGGAAGGGCUUCGAGACAAUGACUACCUCUUGAUUCAUUCCUGCCGUCAGUGGACAACUAUUACUGCUCACAGCCUGGAGGAGGGACACUACGUUAUUGGGCCCAAAAUAGAGAUCCCUGUUCAUUAUGAAGGUCAGUUUAAGCUACUCGAGCAGGACAGAGAUGUCAAGGAGCCUGUGCAGUACUUCAGCAGCGUGGAGGAGGUGGCCAAAGCAUUCCCUGAAAGAGUCUACGUCAUGGAGGAAAUCUCUUUCAAUGUUAAGAUGGCAUCCGGGGAAUGCAACGAAGACACAGAAGUUUAUAACAUAACGCUAAGCACUGGGGAUGAACUGACGUUAAUGGGCCAGGCUGAGAUCCUUUAUGCAAAGAGCUCUAAAGAAAAGUCCAGGCUCAAUACGAUUUUCAAGAAGAUCGGCAAGCUGAAUUCUAUCAGUAAGAUCGGGCGAGGGAAGAUGCCCUGCUUGAUCUGCAUGAACCAUCGCACCAAUGAGAGCAUCAGCCUGCCCUUCCAGUGCAAAGGCUGGUUCAGCACCUGCAGCCCGCUGGAGCUCCAGAUGCAGGACGGCGAGCACACCAUCCGGAACAUCGUGGAGAAAACCAGACUCCCCGUGAACGUGGUGGUGCCCAGCACCCCGCCCCGCAACCAGUACGACCUGCACCUCAUCCGGGAGGGCCAUCGCUACAAGCUGGUUAACAUCCAAACCAAAACGGUGGUUGUGUGCUGCAUCCUGCGCAGCAACAAGAUCAUCCCCUUCCAUUUCCCCUUCCACAUGGCCAUGCCCAGGUUCAUCGUCCCAGAGGAGCUGCUGCUGGGAGAGCUGUGGUUGGAGACCAUGGUGCACCGCUGGUUUUCCUUCUGCCAGGAGCAGUUCGACAUAGACGACUACUCUCGGGCCGUCCGCGACGUGCGGGCCGACUGGAACGACGACGGCAAAAGCCCAAAGAAAAGCAGCGGAAACGGCAGCUGCGGAGGGAACGGUGGGAGCGGCGGCCCCAACGGCUGUCCCAACCACAAACGGGUCCCCAGCUCUUUGACUUACGCCCGGGACGAACUCACGCAGUCUUUCCACCGGCUUUCCGUGUGUGUCUACGGCAGCAACCUGCACGGGAACAGCGAAGUCAACCUGCAGGGGUGCAUGACGCUGUGCGGCGAUUGGGCCCUGCUGCCGUCGGACAGCAGCCAGUCCGAAUCCGGGGAAAACGAACACUCGUUCCCCGAGCUGUUGGACUGCACGAGCCAACAUGCAAAUCUCAACAAGCUGGACGUUCCCUAUGAGGAGCUGUGGUUGGAUCACCUGAGAGGGCAGAAUGCAAAACCCUCUCCUGGUGAGGCCAUAAGAGCCACAAACAGCGACUGCGCAACAACAGCGCCGCCAUCGUAUCCAGUCACAUGUCCUCUUGGUGCCAUAACAAGCUUAGAUGUUCCUCUUACUCCUCCACCUGUCCCACCCAAGUCUGAAGCUGUGAGGGAGGAAUGUCGGCUUCUGAAUGCUCCCCCCAUCCCUCCUAGAAGUAUGAAGCAGCUGCCAUCUUUGCCCAUCCCAUCCAAGCCCCGCCAGCAGGACACUCGGUCUCCAAGUCCAACGCUUUCCUAUUAUUCUUCUGGGCUCCACAACAUCGGAGCAGUUGAGCUAGAGGGAGGCGACCUGCAGGAGCAAAGCGCCGUCUGCUACCCCUGCAGCUGGGGUAAAUCCGCCAGCGCAGAGAAAAGAGCGGCUUCUCCCUGUGGAAGCCUGCCAUCAGACCGCGUGUCGUCCCGUUUGUCCUGGCCCAACAACUUCACCGGAGGAGACUCGCGUUGCACGGACGAGUUCGUCCCCGCCAGCUGCCGCAGCUACUUCAGCUACCCCAGGAAGAGGACCCCGAGUUCAGCGAAAACCUGCACCUUCAGCCUGGACGACUUCGACGGGCGAGAGCACGCACACCGCAGCGGAGAGUUCAGCUCGCAGAAAGAAGCCCUGACCCAGACGUGCACCAAAUCUUCCAGUUACAACUCUGAGAUGUACAGAAACAAGCCGAUAAAAGAAUCAAACACUAAACAGAGCUUAUCCUGCCCCAUCUUACCACCAAGAACACCUAAACCCAGCAUGAUCAAGAAGUGCCCAGAUCCAGAUGCUGUCUGUGACGCCCCGCAGGGCGCCGUCACUCCAACUGAGCUGGGCACCAAUGAGAUGGGGUCCAACUCUGUAGCUCUAACCUUCCCCUCUCUCUCUGCCACCACGCAGUGGCAGCCGCCUCCAGACUUGUCGGGCAUUUCCAUCGAAGAGGUAUCCAAAUGUCUGAAGUUCAUCGGCCUGCCGGACGACAUAGUUUCUCUUUUCGUGUCGGAGAAGAUCGACGGGAAUCUCCUCCUGCAGCUCACCGAGGAGAUUCUGUCUGAAGACUUUCAGCUGAGCAAGCUGCAGGUGAAGAAGCUCAUGCAGUUCAUAAACGGAUGGAGACCCAAAAUAUAACCCGAUGAAACAGUGAUGCCUUCAGUUUAUAUGCUAUGCACAGAGAGCCGCACACCGGCUCCUGCUUUUCCUUUAUCUCCUUUACUACAUCAUGGGGGGGGGGGAGCAACACGCUGCGGUCGGUUCGUUUCUACAAACCCUAACGGAGUAAAACUAUUUGGCACUUUCAUAAAAGGCAUUUUUACUGUUUUCAUCCGCAGCCCGUCAACGUUUAUCACAUUAACAAAAUCAAACACUUAAAUCAAACAAAAUGUGAAGAAUUUAAGGAUCUUUCAA